Pimephales promelas (fathead minnow) is the source of this 2153-nucleotide messenger RNA. NCBI's taxonomy places the organism in Eukaryota, Metazoa, Chordata, Actinopteri, Cypriniformes, Leuciscidae. The record is from RefSeq and is a predicted model, not a curated record.
GACACGCAGAGACAUGCGGGUGCUGAGUGUGUAAAAAGAGUCAGAGAACUAUGUUGGCUAUCGAGAGGAUCAGGAAACACUGAAACCACCUGUGGAGGAACUGAGAAGGGAACGAAUAAACUUCGCUUUCUCUCGUGGAUGUUUCAGCCACAUGAAGAUUGCCGAGAUGGCUUUAAACCAAAGCGAGUUGUUCUCUUCUCUCCAACACAUCACUCCGUACCCAAUCCCAGUUACCACUCCCAGUCCAAAUACAAUCUUGAGCAACGAAAUCGGGGUGAUCGCCGGCGCGACCAUCCUCAGCCUCGUGUUUCUCCUCGGCGUUCCCGGGAACAUCUUCAUCGUCUGGAGUAUCCUGGCCCGAGCUCGCCGGCGCUCCGUCACCACCCUCCUGAUCCUGAACCUGGCCUUCGCCGACGGCUUCCUCAUGCUGCUGACGCCCUUCUUCGUGGUUUAUUUGGUUAAGCGAGGUUGGAUUUUCAGGCUGGCGCUGUGCAAAGUGCUGUUCUACCUCUGCUGCACCAACAUGUACGCCUCCAUAUUCCUGAUCACGCUGAUGAGUCUGCACAGGCUGGUGGCGAUCGUGUGGCCGAAGCGCGUGGCUGCGGUGACCGACCCCCGGGCGCUCACACGGGUCAUUGUGGGACUCUGGGUUCUCGCUCUGGGACUCUCAGUGCCCGUUUUGGUUUUCAGGACCACGGAAGGGACAUCGGAAGAGAAUCUCGUGUGCGACUGCAAUCACACAAAACCCCAAUAUGUGGUGAUGCAGUACGGCAUGGAAACGGUACUGAGCUUCUUGUUGCCGUACGGUGUGAUCAUAGGCAGUUACGUGUGUAUCUUGCGCAAAAUCCGCAAAACGCGCUUUCGCAGACGCAUCCGCAGCGAGAAACUCAUCCUGGUGAUCAUCGUCACCUUCGGGCUGUUCUGGCUGCCGUACCACAUCAUAAACAUGAUUCAGGUCGCUGCUGCUUUACAUCCAGAAGGUGAAACAAAAGUUAGACUAACGAAAAUCUCGACGUCAAUGCGAGCGCUCACCUCCACCGUGGCUUUCGUCAGCAGCUGCAUAAACCCCAUCCUCUACACCUUCGCCGGAAAGUCGUACAUCCGACAGGAAGGGCUGGCUUUCAUGGCGCGGCUGUUCGAGGCAACGGCACUUUAUUCGACGCGGAAGAUCCGCCAGAGCAAUCAAAACAGCCGAGAUAAGGACACCGAUGAAGGAGGAAGUCUCAAAGACAAAGACUCCGAUUCCAUCACCACCCCUCACCAGAGCUGCAUCGUUAAAGUUUCGCCGCAGAAAAACGGAAAAAACUGUGUACCAAUUGUGUUCCAAAAAGCCACAAUAGAAGAAGGAGAUCAGUGCCUAACUCAAACCAUCACCUGACCGGCGGCGGUAGGGUCUUUACUCAUUAAGGAACAGGUUCAGAAACAUGAAAGUCCACAGAGAAGCUCUUAAAGAUCUGCUUCAUGUCUUUGCCCAGUAGAGGGCGUCACACAACUGAGAGAGAGAGAGAGAUGAACUGCUACAGAAACAGACCGCUUGCUCAUCACCACUAACGGUUUGCAUGAUUGUAAAUAGUGUUGUUAGUGUGUAAAUAGUUUUUUGUUAUGCAAAUGUUGAACACAUCUAGAAUAAGUAGAUAUGUUGGGACUAUUAUUGUAACAUUUCAAUUUAAUUAUGAAAUGAACAAAAAGUUGAAAAAGAUUCGUUAAAUUUGCUUUACGAAACUCAAAGAUCAGAGUCAGUGAAAUUACCCGAACUUCAUCACUAGUUGUAAACAAAGAUUCAAGACUGACCAAUGAGAAGAGUUUGGUCAGUACUGAGAUUUGAGAAGGAACUCUGUCAUUGGGCCAAAUUUAUUAUUUUAUAUAAUAAUAUUUUAUUAUUAUUUAUUAUUUUAUAUAAUAAUAAUUUGACAAGGGUUGCACUCCCAAUAUAUAUAGAGAGAAUUCCAUGACAGUCAAUGUUUCAACUCUGAUGACCGAAAAAGAUGGUGUAAUCAGAAUAUUAGGGUUUAAUUGAGACUUUUGUUGUCAUGGUAACAAUUAAUGAGGUAAAUCAAAGUUUGAGUAUUUAUGUUUUUUAAUUAUGUCUGGAUCACUGUACAAAUGUUUACACUAAUGGCAUCGUUCAUAUUAAAUGUGAUGUUUUACACUGA